UAUGCAUUAUUUUAAUCACGAAUCUUGGUUCAUGUUUUCAAUUUUCACUAUUUUUCAGUCUUCAUGACUAUAUGCGCAUUAUGGCUACCUAUAUAUUUUUAUAAUAUUUAAUCAUGAAUAAAACGAUUGUAGAACAAAACAAAACGCAAAAAUUAAAAUGACUGAAUCAGUUGACAAAUCAAAAAGAAAACAAUUUGGUAAUAGGUUUUUAAAUAAAGAUGAUGACGUUUUUAAACACAAUGCUUGGGAUAAUGUGGAAUGGAAUGAAGAACAAGAAAUUCAAGCUCUGUCACAAGUAUGUGCGCAUGUAAAAACAAAGAUGCCUUCAGAAAAAGCUGCUGAUUUAGAAGACAAUGCUGAUGAAUAUUGGAAUAAGUUUUAUUCUGUCCACCAAGAAAAAUUUUUUAAGAACAGAUGUUGGUUGUUCACGGAGUUUCCUGAAAUAACUUCACUUAAAAAUGAUAAACCAAGCUUUGUAUUAGAAGUGGGAUGUGGUGUUGGAAAUUCAGUCUUUCCUAUAUUAUCACACUGUGUUGACAGUAAUGUACAUGUAUACUGUUGUGAUUUUUCUUCAAAUGCCAUUAAAAUCUUAAGAGAAAAUUCAGAAUAUGAUGAAGAACACUGCACAGCAUUUGUAUGUGAUAUAACUAGUGAAGAAUGGAAUCCACCAUUUGCCUUAGAAAGUUUGGAUAUCAUACUAUUGGUUUUUGUUCUUUCCGCUAUUCAACCAGAAAAAUUAAAACAUGUAGUAGGACAGUUUUAUAAAUAUUUGAAACCAGGAGGUAUAGUAUUGUUUCGCGAUUAUGGUAGAUAUGACAUGGCACAGUUAAGGUUUAAAGAAGGAAGAUGCAUAUCAGAAAAUUAUUACAGUAGAGGUGAUGGAACGUUGGUACACUUUUUUACUCAAGAAGAUGUUCAACAAUUAUUUUUGGAAGCUGGCUUUGAACAAGUUCAAAAUAUAGUUGAUCGUCGUAUGCAAGUAAAUAGAGGUAAACAGUUAAAAAUGUAUCGUGUUUGGAUUCAAUGUAAAUAUAAGAAACCAAUUUUAUAAUA
Messenger RNA from Diuraphis noxia (Russian wheat aphid), 1053 nucleotides. RefSeq names its product methyltransferase-like protein (gene Mettl2). NCBI's taxonomy places the organism in Eukaryota, Metazoa, Arthropoda, Insecta, Hemiptera, Aphididae. Gene Ontology annotation, molecular function: tRNA (cytidine-N3)-methyltransferase activity. The record is from RefSeq and is a predicted model, not a curated record.